Molecule: messenger RNA, 531 nt
Organism: Seminavis robusta
Lineage: Eukaryota; Bacillariophyta; Bacillariophyceae; Naviculales; Naviculaceae
Source: the annotation of a GenBank genome assembly
AUGCACUCUACUAGUACCAGACAAAGAAGUCCAUUUGGAACUGUUUGCGUCAGAAGACAAUCGUCGGGAGAUUCCGCCAAGAUCCACCGAGCAGCUAACCGUGCCAUCUCCGACACAAAGGGAGCCAUUCAUAAUUUGAUGCGUUUCUUCUCAAUAUUCCAAGGACAACCCAAGUAUUACUUUGCCCCAAAAGUGUUUGCUGCCAUUGGCCGCACAUUCGAUGAGGAGCUGACUAAUGAUGAUCAAAUCAAGUUUGUCUUUGAUUUGAUCGAGGCUCGAGAAAGAGUUGACAUCAAGAAGAUUUGCCUGGCAAAAAAUGGAAGAAUCUAUUGCCAGAUCAAAGUCACACCUGUUCUGAUUGCCCCUGACAAGGCAACGAUCCGAUACAUGACAUUUUAUGCCACUCCGGGUCGUAAUGGAAUGAUCACUGAUUUUGAGCUCGACAAUGAAGUCGAGAUCAUUCGCGGAAAAGGCAAAUCAACGCCUGUCGUCAAGACAACAACAGCAGGAACAACAAGUGUCUCGGUAUAA